UUGCCAAGGGAGGUGUGAAGGCCAAUCGGAGGAGGGCUGUGCAGGCGUUGCCCAAUAGAGACGCGACAAGGGGGCGGUUCAGGGGCCCGGCGCUCUGCGUUCCCAAGGGUGGGGCGAGGGCAAGUGUCAGUCAGGUCUGGAGCGCGGCUGGGGACUGCGAAGACAGCGGCGCCACACAGGGGGCUCGGGCCGCUGCGUGUUGUCCGCCCAAGAUGGAGUUCCUCCUUGGGAACCCGUUCAGCACCCCGGUGGGGCAGUGCCUCGAAAAAGCAACAGACGGCUCCCUGCAAAGUGAGGACUGGACAUUGAACAUGGAGAUCUGUGACAUCAUCAAUGAAACAGAGGAAGGGCCAAAGGAUGCCAUCCGAGCCCUGAAGAAGCGGCUAAAUGGGAACCGGAACUACAGAGAAGUUAUGCUGGCGUUAACAGUGCUGGAGACAUGUGUGAAGAACUGUGGCCACCGCUUCCACGUCCUUGUGGCCAACCGAGAUUUCAUCGACAGUGUUCUGGUCAAAAUCAUCUCUCCCAAGAACAACCCUCCCACCAUUGUACAGGACAAAGUGCUUGCUCUGAUCCAGGCCUGGGCUGAUGCCUUUCGAAGCAGUCCUGACCUCACUGGUGUUGUGCACAUAUACGAGGAGCUGAAGAGGAAAGGGGUUGAAUUCCCCAUGGCAGACUUGGACGCUCUGUCUCCUAUACACACACCACAACGGAGCGUCCCUGAAGUGGAUCCAGCCGCGACCAUGUCCAGGUCCCAGUCACAGCAGAGGACGAGUGCCGGCUCCUAUUCCUCGCCGCCUCCUGCUCCCUACUCCGCUCCCCAGGCCCCGGCUCUCAGCGUGACUGGCCCCAUCACGGCCAAUUCAGAACAGAUUGCCAGACUGCGGAGUGAACUGGAUGUUGUUCGAGGAAACACUAAAGUCAUGUCUGAGAUGUUAACAGAAAUGGUCCCUGGACAGGAGGACUCAUCUGAUCUGGAGUUGCUGCAGGAGCUGAACAGGACCUGCCGGGCCAUGCAGCAGCGCAUCGUGGAGCUCAUCUCCCGCGUGUCCAACGAGGAGGUCACAGAGGAGUUGCUGCACGUCAACGAUGACCUCAACAACGUCUUCCUCCGAUAUGAGAGGUUUGAACGGUACAGGUCGGGCCGGUCAGUUCAAAAUGCCAGUAAUGGGGUACUGAAUGAAGUGACUGAAGACAACUUAAUAGACCUAGGGCCAGGGUCUCCAGCUGUGGUGAGCCCGAUGGUGGGGAACACAGCACCCCCAUCUUCCCUCUCCUCCCAGCUUGCAGGCUUGGACUUGGGGACAGAGAGCGUCAGUGGCACCCUCAGUUCACUCCAGCAGUGUAAUGCCCGUGAUGGCUUUGACAUGUUUGCCCAGACAAGAGGGAACUCUUUGGCUGAGCAGCGCAAGACGGUGACCUAUGAGGAUCCCCAGGCUACUGGAGGACUCGCGUCUGCACUAGACAGUCGAAAACAGAGCUCAGAAGGGAAGAGAGGUCGAGGUGGGGACUCUGACCUGGAGCCUAUAGACAGCUGGCUCAUAACCCAAGGAAUGGUGAGGAGUCACCAGCCCAGCCGAGCCUGCCGUCUACCCAGCCCCUGUCCUGUGUUACAGCCUAUGCCUUCCUCUUGCCACCUGCUGAGCCCUCGUGAAUCAGACAGUACAAGGCCAUGCUCUCUCUCUCUGACUGACGGGGGUGCCAAAUUUCCCCUCCUAUUUUUGUAUAACAAUCUCCUUAAGCCACAGACUUCCGGCCCCAGAAACACCUUCUCUGGUUUUCUGCUGAGGUUCAUGCCCCUGGGCCGUAAGGGUCUGGGACAUUAGCAGGGAUGAGGGGGAGGGUCUUUUCCUUCCUUUUACUGUCUCUGGGGCUCUUGGCAGUAUUCACUUUUCCAGGAUGAGCACAAAUUACUGUGGCUUUUGCUUGGGAGGGGAUAGUUUUAAGGGAGCAGAUUCAAAGUAUCUGACCAGUCAGAAAAAUCCCUCCAGCCCAGUGCCUGUGGAUUUGGCAGUCCUAGGCUUGAUGGGUUUUUAUGGUAUGGUUACUUGUGUCCACUAAGUCCCCCCAAAGGAUUUGAGGCUUCUUAAAGAAAUACACAAACAUCGGGGGGGAAAUGGGCAUUUAUUGAAACCUUAAAAUCUGUACCCCCAUAAUAUGCCGAAAUAAAAAAAAAUAAAGAAAAAAAAAAAGAAAUACACAAACAUGGUAGGUACAGAAUAUAAAGAUGACAAAGCUGGGGAGUUCAAUGUCAUAUAUGCAGUUAGUUCUCAUGUAGCAGAGCUUUCCUGGCACAGAGACCUGGGAGGGUCUCUCCUGCCUUAUCUGUUUAGGUGGCCCUGAGCGUGGUACAUGGAGAGGGGGUGACCUCAUCCCAGGCCACAUGCUUGGGGUGACCAUUUCACCUACAACAGAGCCCAAAGCUCUGUGUGGUGGCCCGAGCUGGAGAGAACGCAGGGCAGGAAAGAUGAUGAAAGCAGUGGAAAUGCAGACCUCUCCCUCCAGGUGGGGUGGGGUGGGGGGGUGCAUAACUGCCCCCUCUGUGCUGUGCCAGGCUGUGGCCAGGGAUGGGGCCAGCAGAUCCCAGACUGUCAGCAGCACAGGCGCCACCUGCUUGAGCAAGGUGUGACCAGCGAGCAAGGACUUGGGCCAGGCAGGACUGUCCAGAUCCAUGGGAGUGAGGGGUGUCUGCUCGCCUCACAGUCUGGGCUGGUGCCCUCUGCACAGCCACGCUCGCGGGCGGGGCAGGUCUCCCUCCACCUGUCACUGCAGCAGCAUACUCCUGAUCUGGGUGAAAAGGUAGUCAUUCCUGGCCCAGGCGCUCAUUUGCUUCUUUAGGGAGAGGCUGGCUCCUGGAGACCACGUCCACUCCAUUGUCCACAUGGGAAGAUGUGGACAGUCUGUGUGCCCUUGUGCCUAUUCAUCCUGCAAAAAAGGAUACUGCCCACACAACUACCCUGAGUGUGGCCUUGGCAGCUGGUGGUGGCGCCUGCCUCUGCCCACACAGGCUGCCUCUUUACUGCCCUGGCCCCACAUAGAGCUCCCGUCUCUAAUUCCCAGAAACAAACUCGACUAACAGCUAACCUGGUGUCUCGCCCGCCUGACUGCAGUUUUUUUCUUUACAACAACGGACAUUAAUUGCUUUGCCUUACUUCCCAUAGCGUAGAAACUGUGAGUCUGUCCAAACCUCCCAAGUACAAAUUCUUUACUUGGAAACUUUUUGUACUAUGAGUGAGACCAAAGGUGUUCCAGGGGUGGGGAACCUCCAGCCCCAAGGCCACAUGUGGCCAUGUAGAUCCCCAAGUGUGGCCCCUCAACUGAAC
Messenger RNA from Microcebus murinus (gray mouse lemur), 3323 nucleotides. It is a transcript of the gene TOM1L2, whose product is annotated as target of myb1 like 2 membrane trafficking protein. Lineage: Eukaryota; Metazoa; Chordata; Mammalia; Primates; Cheirogaleidae. Gene Ontology annotation, molecular function: phosphatidylinositol binding; clathrin binding; ubiquitin binding. Gene Ontology annotation, biological process: signal transduction. The record is from RefSeq and is a predicted model, not a curated record. Gene Ontology annotation, cellular component: membrane; endosome.